CUUUUGGACAGAGAUACAUUUUCUAAAUCUGAUCCAAUCUGUGUUUUGUACACACAAGCAAUUGGAAACAAGGAAUGGAGAGAGUUUGGAAGAACAGAAGUAAUUGAUAAUACUUUAAAUCCAGAUUUUGUAAGAAAAUUUAUAAUGGACUACUUCUUUGAAGAAAGAGAGAAUCUGCGAUUUGAUUUCUAUGACGUUGACUCAAAGAGUCCUAACCUAUCAAAACAUGAUUUUUUGGGACAGAUGUUUUGUACACUGGGAGAAAUAGUGGGAUCACAGGGGAGCAGACUGGAAAAAUCAAUUGUAGGAAUUCCUGGGAAGAAGUGUGGAACGGUCAUAGUAACAGCAGAGGAACUAGGAUGUUGCAGAGAUUCAGUUCUAAUGCAAUUUUGUGCAAACAAGCUAGACAAGAAAGACUUCUUUGGGAAAUCUGAUCCUUUCCUUGUAUUUCAUCGAAGCAAUGAAGAUGGCAGUUUUACAAUCUGCCACAAAACAGAAGUUGUGAAAAAUACAUUAAAUCCAGUGUGGCAGGCAUUCAAGAUUUCUGUCAGAGCACUGUGUAAUGGAGACUAUGACCGGACAAUUAAAGUAGAAGUGUAUGACUGGGAUAGAGAUGGAAGCCAUGAUUUCAUUGGAGAAUUCACAACAAGUUACAGAGAGUUGUCGAGAGGGCAAUCUCAGUUCAAUGUUUAUGAGGUAAUAAAUCCAAAGAAAAAAGGAAAAAAGAAAAAGUAUGUUAAUUCUGGAACAGUAACAUUGCUUUCCUUCCUAAUUGAAACAGAAGUUUCAUUCCUUGACUAUAUUAAAGGCGGAACCCAAAUCAAUUUCACAGUCGCUAUUGAUUUCACAGCCUCCAAUGGUAACCCUUCACAGCCAACUUCACUGCACUACAUGAAUCCCUAUCAGCUGAAUGCUUACGGCAUGGCACUAAGAGCUGUUGGUGAAAUAAUUCAGGACUAUGAUAGUGAUAAAAUGUUCCCAGCUCUAGGUUUUGGGGCUAGAUUGCCUCCAGAUGGAAGAGUAUCACAUGAAUUUGCACUGAAUGGAAACCCUCAAAAUCCAUACUGCCAUGGAAUUGAUGGUGUAAUGGAGGCAUACUACAGGAGUUUAAAAUCUGUACAGCUUUAUGGACCAACAAACUUUGCUCCUGUAAUUAAUCAUGUAGCCAGGUAUGCUGCUUCAGUAAAAGAUGGCUCCCAGUAUUUUGUUCUUCUGAUUGUUACAGAUGGAGUUAUAUCUGAUAUGGCUCAGACAAAAGAAUCCAUAGUGAAUGCUUCAAAGCUUCCAAUGUCCAUAAUUAUAGUGGGAGUAGGACCAGCAGAGUUUGAUGCUAUGGAAGAACUGGAUGGGGAUGUAGUGAGGAUUUCUUCAAGAGGAAGGUUUGCAGAAAGAGACAUUGUGCAGUUUGUGCCAUUCCGAGAUUACAUUGACAGAAGUGGAAACCAUGUGUUAAGCAUGGCAAGACUUGCUAAAGAUGUAUUAGCUGAAAUCCCAGAGCAGUUUCUGUCCUACAUGAGAGUCAGAGGAAUAAAGCCAUCACCUGCACCACCACCCUACACACCCCCGAUUCACGUGUUGCAGACUCAGAUAUGACUGCUCUGAACUGUUGGGCAUUUAUCACAGAUCUCUGGAUGCAACAGUAGCUUCUGAUAACUUCUUGGAGCUAGAAGAGUUCUCAUCACAUACCAAAAUUCUCCUAUAGUUGCAUAAGCAACUGGAAAGCUUUUAAAUGCUAGGAGCAAAAUGUUGAUGUUCUGAGACUUUUUUUUUUUAAUCCAAACACCCUAUUUUUUUGAUGUACUUCUUGGAGGCGGAAAGCACAAGUCAGGUUUUCAACUCAGAAGGUUGGGUCCUCUCUGAACGCUGUGUGUAAAUAAAUGUAUAGGAAUGCUAUUACUCUGUAUCAAUGUUUACAUGUUACUAUUUUUAAAUUUCAGUACUUUUAUAACUAUUCUUAAGAAUAAAAAUUUGGAAUAUUGACUCACAUGUCUUCUAGCUUGCAAUAGUUUGUCACAAGAUAACAAGAGAAGCAAUAUCUCUUUGAAUGUUUGUCCAGACAAAUACAAAUGAAAGCUAUGAAAAGGACAAAUAUUUCUAUGUGUUUUAAAGUAACUGAAGUGCUUCAAGUAAUCCAUUCAUUUCAUGUAUUGAAGAUUUAAACUCCUAACUCCUAAGUGCAAAUAACAUAAUUGCAUAUUACUUACAACUAACUCCAGACUCUGAGGGGGAGGUAUGUGUAUUUUUUCAGAGAUUCUCCAAUUUCUAAUUUAUCUAAGUUUACAGUUUUUUAAACUAGCUACUGAAACAAAUCAGAAUAGUUACUUGCUAUAAUUAAUUAAAGAAAAUUACCUCAAUCCAGAACUAUCAUAGUGUUAUAGUUGACUCGCUGAGCUCGUUAAUCAUAUCAUGCAUUCCUUAAAGCACUGGAAAUUUUGCUUUAGAAAUGUCUUUAGAAAUGUCUUGAAGUGAAGAUUACAUCAGAUGUUUUAUAAUGGACCAUUUUUAACUUUAAAAAUUUAAAAUCCUAAUUUUCUUUUUGUCUAGAUUGCCCAUUCAAAGGGAUGCUGACUCUUAAUAUUUGGUCUUAAUAUUGUCAUUUAAUCACAUUUCCAUUCAGGGUGCAUGAAUAAUAAAGUUAAUUAACUGGUUUAAAAAUUGCACAACUAUGUUGCUUUGUGCAAAAUUUUGUGUACGGAACUACCCAAAAAAUUUAUUAUAUGCCUGUUCGUAUAUAAUUAUAAAAUGGUUUUGCAUGUAUAUUUUGUACAAAAUACACAGUUUUGUGAGUUUGUGUCAGAUACAUUUUAUUUAGAACUAAUGGCCUUAAAUUUCACAAAACUCCUGAAAUGAUUGUGAAUUGCCUUCAAAUACUGUUUAAACAGAACAUUUUAAUUUUUUUGUGUCACAAUUGUAAUUGUCUUGUAUAUGUAACCUUUUUCUUUGCAUAUAACCUGUUUACUAAUUCUGUUUCUUACUACUGUAUGUUGUAAUGUACAGUAUAAAACUAAGGUGCAUUUUUUAAGCAUGAGAAGUUUUUUGCCAGAAAUGAUAUCUUCAAUAUUAAUGGUAUAUAACUAUGUAAAUGCAGAAUCUUCCAUUUUUAAAUAUAUUUAACUUCCUUUAACUGUUUCAUGUGAGAAAUUAUGUU
Messenger RNA from Cyanistes caeruleus (blue tit), 3148 nucleotides. The record is from RefSeq and is a predicted model, not a curated record. Lineage: Eukaryota; Metazoa; Chordata; Aves; Passeriformes; Paridae.